Messenger RNA from Chelmon rostratus (copperband butterflyfish), 5489 nucleotides. Its product is annotated as transcription initiation factor TFIID subunit 4-like. The transcript is spliced from 15 exons. The record is from RefSeq and is a predicted model, not a curated record. Gene Ontology annotation, biological process: transcription initiation at RNA polymerase II promoter; DNA-templated transcription. Gene Ontology annotation, cellular component: transcription factor TFIID complex. The coding region runs from base 2 to 2968 and encodes 988 amino acids. Gene Ontology annotation, molecular function: DNA binding; protein heterodimerization activity; RNA polymerase II general transcription initiation factor activity. Lineage: Eukaryota; Metazoa; Chordata; Actinopteri; Chaetodontiformes; Chaetodontidae.
GAUGGCGGGAGCCUCCGACCCACUGGAGGACAUGCUCUUCAAUGAGGUGGAUGAGAAAGCAGUUAGCGACUUAGUUGGCUCUCUGGAAUCACAACUCGGCGAUCGAAAGGUUCCCGCUGCUUCAUAUUCCGACGGGAAACGGGAGGGAGCUCCAGUCGCUGUCAGUCAGUUCUCAGGGAAAGUGCGCGAUCAAGUGGGGUCUCUGGAACAGCCGCAACAAGGGCAUCCAAAAGCGGGGUUAAACCAGGAACCCGGCGCUAAUGAGCCGCUCUCCGGCAAAACUCUCUCCUCCUCUACCUCCUCUGUCGGUGCCGGGGCCGUAAUAACCGCCGGAGCUAGUCUGCAAACAGUUGGAGCAUCUCCUCCCACUAUUUCCCCCGUACCGGGACCCGUAACUUUGACCACUCAGUCCGCGGCUGCUAGCUUCCACCGGGCUGCCGUCCUGGGUCCGAGCGCGGCUCCCAGCACCAACAUCGUCCCCGUGACGGAGGCUAUCAGGACCGCUUCUCCCGGAUUACAAAGUUUAAACGGCAACACUGGAGCUGUAAAGUUGGUGAACUCGCCCGCUGUUCCUCCCCCAGCCGGGUCCAGCACAGUCAUAAGUACUGUCAGUGCUGGCAGCUCCACCAUCAUCGCUUCCAUGGCUACUCAGCCCAGUUUUCCUGUACCUCAGUCCUCAGUGGCGUCUCCCGCUGGAACUUUGCAGAGGCACCCCAGCCCGGUGGCCAGCGUCGCCCAGAACGGUGUAGACCCAAAGGGUGCCCCCCUGGUGACCCAGGGUGCGCCUUCCCCUUCAGCCUCCACCUCUCAGGUCGUGAACCACAGCAACCCUCUGAUGCACACCAAGGUGUUGGUGCCCAGUCAGCCUGUUUCUGGAAACUCUGUCAUCCUGGCAAGUACCCCUCCACCUGCUGCAGUCCAGUCCCCCAUCAGCCAGACUCAGACCGGGACCAGCACGGCUACCGUCAGCCUGGCUGCUGCUGGGGUGAAACCUGCGGUGAACGGAGUGGGCCAGCCUACGGUGGCUGUGGUGAGGCCGCCGGGCGCUCCUGUGGUGGCCACCUCCAUCCAGCAGCAGAGACCGGGGCUGGUGGCGAGCUCGACCCGAGCGGCUGCCCCUCAGCCGACGCUGGCUGUCCGGCCUCAGCAGCAGACCACCAUCCAGCUGCCCCCCGGGUUCACCAUGCCUCCUGGUAUGGUUCUGGUCCGGACAGAGACGGGUCAGCUGGUGAUGGUCCCUCAGCAGGUCCUGGCCCAGGCUCAGGCCAAGACGCAGCAGGGCCAAACGGUAGCCAACAUCACCCAGAGACCAGCGACGCCGACGGCCGGCAGCACCAUCCGGGUCAGCACCGCCACCACGGCUCCUCAGACCGUCCGCCUGGCCUCCCCCGCUCAGACCAGAAUGGUUCAGUCUCCCUCCACCACCACUGUACAGAAGGCCAUCACGGUGGCCCCCGGCGGUGCAGCCGUGUCGGUGAAGAUGACCACCCCUCAGAAGGCCCAGACGGUGAUAACAGCGGGCGGGGCGCCUGUGGCCAAACCUGCCGGCGUCCCGUCCACCCCCCUGACCAGCACGACGCCCGCCACGCCGGCCGGCAGGGUCACGGUGGUGUCCCAGGAGAUGCAAGAAAACGUGAAGAAAUGCAAGAACUUCCUCGCCACGCUGAUCAAGCUGGCGUCCCACAACUCCCCCUCCCCGGAUACCUCCAAGAAUGUGAAGGCCCUGGUGCAGGACCUGCUCGAUGCCAAGAUCGAGCCAGAGGAGUUCACCACUCGGCUGCAGGCUGAGCUGAAGUCCUCCCCACAGCCCUACCUCAUCCCCUUCCUCAAGAAAAGCCUCCCCACUCUGCGUCAGUCCCUGCUCAACAGCCAGCAGUCUCUGGUGACGCCCACCCCCAGCACCUCCGCACCCCCCCCAGCUGCCCCCGGAUCCGUCACCACCGCCAUCAGGCCGCGGCUUCCCAUCAGUCCGGCCAGCAGCACCGUCAGACUGAACCCGCCGCUCACAAACACUCUGGCUGUUGGCCGAGCAGGAGUCCAGACCGUGCAGACUCGUACGCCUGUCGUCUUCAGUCAGACUCUCAGACCUCAAGGUACGCUUGUGAGGGGGCCCACAGCUAUAAUUGGCAAAAGUCCUGUUCACCUGGCAGCUCAAGCCAAUCAGAAGAAACUGAGUGACCCAGGGGGCGGGACAUUCAGAGAUGACGACGACAUCAACGACGUGGCGUCCAUGGCCGGCGUCAACCUUAACGAGGAAAACGCCCGUAUCUUAGCGACCAGCUCGGAGCUCGUCGGCACAAAGAUCCGGUCCUGUAAAGACGAAUCCUUCCUGCCCACCGGCCUGCUGCACCGCCGCAUCCUGGACACAGCCAAGAAGCUGGGAGUGACCGAGGUGCCGCAGGAGGUGGUGAACUUCAUCUCUCACGCCACCCAGUCCAGAGUGCGCUCCCUGCUGGAGAAGGUUUCGGCCGUCGCUCAGCACCGCGCAGACGGCGGAAAGGAUGAAGAACAUCAUGAACAGACGUCAGACGUUCGCUCUCAGCUUCGUUUCUUUGAGCAGCUGGAGCGAAUGGAGAAACAGAGAAAGGACGAACAAGAGCGAGAGAUUCUGCUGAAGGCUGCCAAGAGUCGCGCCAGACAAGAAGAUCCUGAACAGGCUCGUCUGAAGCAGAAGGCUAAAGAGAUGCAGCAGCAGGAGUUGGCUCAGAUGCGACAACGAGACGCCAACCUCACGGCUCUCGCCGCCAUCGGGCCACGUAAGAAACGCAAGCUGGACUCACCAGGAGGCGCCACGGCCGGCGCAGAGGUGGCUUCCGGCUCGGGUGCGGGCUCCUCCUCGGCCGCCUCCUCCCGCCAGCAGCUCCGUCAGCGGAUCACACGAGUUAACCUCAGGGACUUCAUCUUCUGUCUGGAGCAGGACCGCUCCACAGCUCGCUCUCUAAUGCUGUACAAGGCGCUGCUGAAAUGAGGAGUCCCUCCAGGAAGAGCACUCGGCCCACUGCAGAUCACAAACUGGAUUACACGUCGACCUCCAGCCCUCGUAUCCUCAGACAUGUUUCAUCGUGCGUUUAUGUUGGCCUGAGUCUUCAUUCACCGCUGCAUCUUUAACCUUCGGUUUGUCUUCUGGACCCACCCGAACCCCCGCCCCAGUUUUACAACGUUGGUGUUUUUUGAACAGGAUGUCUCAUUUUUAGCUCAUUCAGGUGUCUAGUUUUGGACUGCACCGUACUUUUCAGUUCCAUGUUUGUUAAACAUCACACUCCUGCAAAGUCCAAGUCCUACCAGAAGGUGGAUUAGUGACAUAAAUCAUCGUCUUUUCAAAAAGCUUUGGUUCUGUAGUCUUGGUGACGUAGUGACUACUCACAGGCUAGUUGGUGAACUACUGUAGCUUGUGAGCUAACUUGCUAGCCGGCCAGGCUAGUGCAAUAGCUCUCUGAGCUUGUCACUGUUUCUCGCUAUGGUUCUGUUCACUACCAUUCUGUUCAGCGCUUCAUCCAAUAAGAAGUCAUAUAAGAGGGAAAAUAAAGAUGUCCGAGCUUGCUAACAGUCGGUUAGCAUGCUUGUUAGCUGCUUAGCUUAGCUCGGUCAGUAACAGAACGAUAAGCUGGACUAACUCAAAGGACAACCAGACAUUUUUUGUUCUACAGUCUUCUUGUCAAAACCUGGCGCCUACAUUACCCACAAUGCAACCGGACCUCCAACAGUUGAGUGAAGGUCUUCGAGACUGACUCGAGUGAGUUGAGGACAUUGAUCAGACUUCACACAGCUCCCUCUGGAGACACUAAAGGCUUUAUACUACUUCAAAACAUAUGCAGUCGAAGUCCAACACCUGGAAACUCAUGAGGUGGAAAAAUCACUGGAGGUCAACUUUAACAGAUUUUCAUACAAACAUGUUGAAAAGAAUCAUGUGCAGGUCUGAAACUAGACACCCUGAGGAGUCGCAGCGUUUUCCAGACUGAGAUGGACUGAUCCUGACGCUGCCGACAGGAUUAUUCACGAGCUUUCCGACUCCAGCGCUGUACCUGAUCAGGUGCCUUCGAGUCUCAUCUUCGUUCACGGCUCCAUCGGGACGUUCUGUCGGCUUGUUUCCCUCCGGAGCCUCUCAGCCACCACUCAGGACGCCGGGCUCAUGGACUCUUAAGUUUGUUUGUUUUUUAAACUUUCUGAAGUCGCUCAGAUCUGUGAGGUUGGUAGUCACACGUUCAACCAUCACUUUGCAUUUUAAGUCAUCCGCCGUGAAUAUAAUGAGUUCUGAAGUUUUAUUAAGCAUCAUGUUGUCAGUCGUUGUCGGGAAUGUGCACCGCGAGAACUGUGAAGCUGCGAUGGUCAAAUGAUCGUUGAUGAAACUGAUCGGGUGUGUGUGAGUGUGAAUGAUGAUGACGACGGUGACAGACGACAAACUUUAAAGGGUUAAGGAGUAAUUCAACAUUUAGGUAAAUCUUUUCUUUUCAUGUUCAGAUCGACACCACUCUCACUCCCCACUCAGCAUCUCACGUCUCAGCUGUUAGCUUAGCUUAGCAUAAGUACUGGGAACAGGGGGAAACUGCUAGCCUGGGUCUGUCCAAAGGUAGCACAAGCAGCUUUAAGCUCAGUGAACAGGUUCUGUCUGGUUGUUUCAUCUGAACAAAAAGUGAAAUGUAGAAACUAUAAUUAGUGGUUUUACUGGAGGGUUUGUGUCUGUUGGCAGGUGUCAGUCAUCCAGAGUUCUGGAUCAAAACCUCCAGUGAAAACCUCAUGAAACCAGGUAUGACAUGUUAAUCAAUGAGCGUUUGAGCUGCUGGGAGGUGAACUCAGACAGAGCCAGGCUAGCUGUUUCCCCCUGCUUCAAGUCUUCAUUUGCUUGACUAGCUGCAGCUUCAUAUCAACACCUGACUCUCAGAGAGGAAGAGGAGGAUUUCUGUAAAUGUUGAACUGUUCCGCAUGUUGACAGUUUUUGUUUCAGUUAACAGUCAUCAGGGAGCUGGUUCUCCGACACAGUAAAAACUCACUCAGGCUGCGUUCAUGAAGGCAAACAGACAAAGCUUUAGAUCAAACUACAUUCCUCCUCCUCCUCCUCCUCCUCCUGAGCUGACGUUAGGCUCGGCGUCUGAAACAUUAGCGUUCAUGUCACCGUCUGAAAGUCGACCUCGUACUGUUGAACAUAUUCAUUUGUCAGAAGUUGAAAAUGCAGUUCCGCUUCACAGUUUGCUGUUGGGAGUUUUUAAGAUGACUUUUUUGGAAAGGGUGUGUACAUUAAAGGUUUUUAACGCUUUAAAUGUCUUUUCUCCCCUCAUAUCGGGCAUUUGGUUUGUAUAGUAUAUAGCUCUAACUGCUAACUGAAGCCGUGGUGUAUGUACUGUAUAUUCAGUCAGAGUCCAGGUCUUCAGACGCCCGGAUUAUGUAUCAUCUGUUGGAAGGACACAAUUUUUGCGACUAUUUAUAUUUCCUACAUUCUGUAUUCAAUCCUGAUGCAUUUCAGGCAAUGCAAUUUUACAGUUGUUUGUACCUUU